CAUCUUUUGACUGAUUUCUUCUCCUUCUUCUCCUCUCUGUAGAAAGAAAAAAAAAAAAAAUUAAAUUAAAUUAAAACAGCUUUCUCUCUCUAAAAGCCGAGUUCAGACUCAGAGAGCUUGGAGCAUUUCCUCUAAUGGCAUCUCUGAAACCCUAAACACCAUCGUUUCUCUCUCUUUCUGAAUACCCAUUAAGAGAAAAAUGAAAACCCACUUCUCUCUUUUGCUUAUCUCUUUCACCUUUAUCUCUCUUCAACUACGGCUACAAGCUUCGCCAGUACUAGCACCACCUUUUAUCUCAGCAAACAAAGAUGCCCAAAAUCUUAUCAGCUUUAAGGACGCUCUAGCCAACCAAGAUAGCCUCCCGACUUGGCUCCCUAACCAAAACCCAUGUAGCUUCUCUGGUGUAAAAUGCCAAGAAACAAACAGAGUCUCUUCUCUAGACCUCUCUUCUGUUCUUUUGAGCACUGAUUUUCGAACGGUGGCUGCAUUUCUUUUGACUCUUGACAAUCUUGAGAGCCUUUCUUUGAAAGCAACCAACAUUUCUGGCCCCAUUUCUUUUCCUUCUGGAUCUAAGUGCAGUUCAGUUUUGAGCAGCUUAGAUCUAUCACAAAAUGUUCUGUCAGGUCCUAUCCCUGAUAUUGCGAAUUUGGGUUCAUGUGCAUCAUUGAAAUUCUUGAAUCUUUCUUCCAACUCCCUUGAUUUUUCUAUCAAGGAGAAAUCCAGUGGGUUGAAGCUCAGCUUGGAGUCUCUUGAUCUUUCUUUCAAUAAGAUUUCAGGCUCAGACGUGGUGCCGUUUAUUUUAUCUGGAGGCUGCAAUGAGUUGCAGACUUUGUCUUUGAGGGGAAAUAAAGCUAGUGGAAUGAUGGAUGUCUCCGGUUGCAAGAAUCUACAGUUUCUGGAUGUUUCUUCAAAUAAUUUCUCUGUGAUCAUCCCCUCAUUUGGUGAUUGUUUAGCUUUGGAGCAUCUUGAUAUCUCUUCCAAUAAGUUUUAUGGCGAUCUUGCUCAUGCAAUUGCUGCUUGUUCUAAGCUCAACUUCUUGAAUGUGUCCAGCAACCAGUUUUCGGGUCCGAUUCCGGUGCUUCCAACUGGGAAUUUGCAGUUUCUUUAUCUUGGAGGCAACCACUUUCAAGGAGGGAUUCCUCUUCAUCUCAUGAAAGCUUGUCCAGGUCUUGUUCAGCUUGAUCUGUCCUCAAAUAAUCUUACUGGUUUUGUCCCUAGUAGUUUUGCUGCUUGCACUUCAUUGGAAUCUUUUGAUAUAUCUAGCAACAACUUCACUGGUGAAUUGCCUAUUGAUACUCUCUUGAAAAUGAGUAGCUUGAAGGAUAUUGAUUUUUCAUAUAAUGAAUUCAAUGGUGGUUUGCCUGAUUCUUUGUCAAAGCUCACCAGUUUGGAGUCCUUAGAUCUGAGUUCUAAUAAUUUUUCUGGGCCAAUCCCUGCUAAUUUGUGCCAAGAUCCAAGUAACAACUUGAAAGAACUGUUUCUUCAAAACAAUUUGUUUACUGGGUCUAUUCCUGCUAGUCUGAGCAACUGUUCUCAACUUACUUCACUUCAUUUGAGCUUCAAUUACCUUACGGGUGUGAUUCCUUCCAGCUUGGGUUCGCUUCACAAGCUUCGGGAUUUGAAGCUGUGGUUCAAUCAGCUCCAUGGAGAUAUCCCCCAAGAGAUAAUGAACAUACAAACAUUAGAGACUUUGAUUUUAGACUUCAAUGAGCUGACCGGAGUUAUACCCUCUAGUAUAAGCAACUGCACGAAGCUGAACUGGAUCUCAUUGUCUAACAAUCGGUUGAAUGGUGAGAUUCCAGCAUCAAUUGGAAAGCUUUCAAGUCUUGCCAUUCUUAAACUGAGCAACAACUCAUUUUAUGGCAGAAUUCCGCUGGAGCUUGGUGACUGUGGCAGCUUGAUUUGGUUGGAUCUUAAUACCAAUUUCUUGAAUGGCACAAUCCCACCUGAGCUAUUCAAACAGUCUGGCAAAGUUGCCGUAAAUUUUAUUACUGGAAAGAGAUAUGUGUAUCUUAAGAAUAAGAAGAGCGAACGGUGCCAUGGAGAAGGCAAUUUGCUGGAGUUUGCUGGAAUUAGGCCGGAAAAUUUGGAUAGGAUCUCCACCAGGGACCCCUGUGAUUUCACAAGAGUAUAUGGAGGUCACACGCAGCCCACAUUCAAUGAUAAUGGUUCAAUGAUCUUUCUUGAUCUUUCUUACAACAUAUUGUCAGGUAGCAUUCCAAGGGAGGUUGGAACAAUGGCAUAUCUUUAUAUCUUGAAUUUGGGCCAUAAUAAUAUUUCUGGCAAUAUUCCAGAGGAGCUUGGGAACUUGGAUGGUCUUAACAUUCUUAAUCUCUCUAACAACAAGCUGAAAGGGAUGAUUCCACAGUCCAUGACUCGCCUUUCAUUGCUUACAGAGAUUGAUAUGUCCAAUAAUGAUCUUUCAGGAAUGAUUCCUGAAAUGGGUCAGUUUGAAACAUUCCAAGCUGCCAGCUUUGCCAAUAAUUCAGGCCUCUGUGGGAUACCGCUUCCUAAAUGUGGAUCAGGAUCAGACACAAGUGCAAAUUCUCAGCUUCAGAAAUCUCAUAGGAGACAAGCAUCUCUAGCAGGGAGCGUGGCAAUGGGACUCUCAUUAUUCUCACUUUUCUGCAUCUUUGCUUUGAUUAUAAUUGCGGUAGAGGCAAAUAAAAGAAGGAAAAAGAAAGACUCGGUCCUUGACAUCUAUAUCAGUAACCAUUCAAACUCCGGAACAGCUAAUACUGGCUGGAAGCUAACUGGAGCACGUGAAGCUUUGAGCAUCAACCUUUCCACAUUUGAGAAGCCUCUGCGGAAUCUAACUUUUGCUGAUCUUCUUGAAGCUACAAAUGGCUUCCACAACGACAGCCUUAUAGGCUCUGGAGGUUUUGGUGAUGUAUACAAGGCCCAACUGAAAGAUGGAAGCACAGUAGCCAUCAAGAAACUGAUACAUAUCAGCGGACAGGGUGAUAGGGAAUUCACUGCUGAAAUGGAAACCAUUGGGAAAAUCAAGCACCGGAACCUUGUUCCUCUUCUUGGAUACUGCAAGGUCGGAGAAGAGCGGCUAUUGGUGUACGAGUACAUGAAGUACGGAAGCCUAGAAGACGUUCUACACGACCCAAAGAAAGCUGGGAUCAAGUGGAACUGGGCUGCCAGGAGAAAGAUAGCCAUUGGAGCUGCCAGGGGCUUGGCUUUUCUUCAUCAUAAUUGCAUACCGCAUAUCAUUCACAGAGACAUGAAAUCAAGCAAUGUAUUGCUAGAUGAGAACUUGGAGGCCAGAGUGUCUGAUUUUGGAAUGGCAAGGCUCAUGAAUGCAGUGGAUACACAUUUGAGUGUUAGCACAUUGGCUGGCACGCCUGGUUAUGUUCCUCCUGAAUAUUAUCAGAGCUUUAGAUGUUCUACAAAAGGUGAUGUUUACAGUUACGGUGUAGUUUUGCUGGAGUUGCUAACAGGAAAGAGACCAACAGAUUCAGCGGAUUUUGGUGACAACAAUCUUGUGGGGUGGGUAAAGCAGCAUGCAAAAUUAAAAAUAACAGAUGUUUUUGAUCCAGUACUUUUGAAAGAAGAUCCGAAUCUAAAGAUUGAGCUUCUACGACACUUAGAGGUGGCCUGCGCUUGCUUGGAUGAUCGGCCAUGGAGACGACCCACUAUGAUCCAAGUUAUGGCUAUGUUCAAAGAAAUACAAGCAGGGUCAGGCCUUGACUCACAUUCCACCAUUGCCAACGAAGAUGGAGGCUUUCAAAUGGUAGAGAUGAGCAUAAAAGAAGACCCUGAACUAGGCAAGCAGUAGGUAAAAAAGAAAAGAAGAAAGAAGCCGAAUGAAAUUUUCCAGUGAAUUAAUUCUUUGAAAGGAGAAAAAAGAAGAAGAAGAAGAAGAAAAUUUUCCCUCUUCUUUUUACCACUUGAAAAAUGGCAUAAAAAGAACUUUUUGUCUUUGUAUCUCUGUACCAUUUGAUGUAUGUAUCAUGAUGCACCCUCUCCUGCAAACUCUGUUGUUUUAUACAUAAAAGGGCUGUUUUAACUUUCUUAAUGUGUAAAUACACAGUUUUAAUUUGUUAUGA
Messenger RNA from Manihot esculenta (cassava), 4055 nucleotides. RefSeq names its product protein BRASSINOSTEROID INSENSITIVE 1. Bases 200 to 3784 code for a protein of 1194 amino acids. Gene Ontology annotation, molecular function: protein binding; protein kinase activity; ATP binding. The record is from RefSeq and is a predicted model, not a curated record. Gene Ontology annotation, biological process: protein phosphorylation. Gene Ontology annotation, cellular component: plasma membrane. The transcript has a single exon. NCBI's taxonomy places the organism in Eukaryota, Viridiplantae, Streptophyta, Magnoliopsida, Malpighiales, Euphorbiaceae.